Molecule: messenger RNA, 2002 nt
Organism: Nicotiana attenuata
Lineage: Eukaryota; Viridiplantae; Streptophyta; Magnoliopsida; Solanales; Solanaceae
Product: alanine--glyoxylate aminotransferase 2 homolog 1, mitochondrial
Exons: 9
Coding region: 178-1578 (466 amino acids)
Biological process (GO): glyoxylate catabolic process
Cellular component (GO): mitochondrion
Molecular function (GO): L-alanine:glyoxylate transaminase activity; pyridoxal phosphate binding
Source: RefSeq, a predicted model, not a curated record
CGUUGAGUUAAACCUCAGAUAAUCUUUAAUACUAGUAUUCCUUCACCUACUACUACAAUCCAACAAUUUUCCAUGUCAGCACUAAUCGAUUCAUGUGUGUCUGUCUGUCCCUAUAUAUCUUUGUCUAUGUUUUAGGUUGGAUUACUAUUUUUACUGUUAUACUGUGAUCAAUCAAGAAUGGCGUUACAGAGGAAAUUACUAAAAGGAAUUGCCAAAUAUAGGUGCUUGAGAUACUUUUCCGGUCAACCGGUGGUGGCGCCGCCCGAACUGCCGCCGUUUGACUACCAGCCAAAGCCGUAUAAAGGGCCUUUGGCUGAUGAGGUUUUGGAGAAAAGAAAGAAGUUUUUGGGUCCUUCCCUCUUCUACUACUACCAAAAACCUCUAAAUAUUGUUGAGGGGAAGAUGCAAUAUUUGUAUGAUGAGAAUGGAAGACGUUAUCUUGAUGCUUUUGCUGGAAUAGUUACUGUUUCAUGCGGUCAUUGUCAUCCUGUGGUGUUGGAUGCCAUCACGGAGCAAAGCAAGCUUCUCCAACAUGCUACAACCAUAUAUCUACAUCAUGCGAUCGGCGAUUUUGCGGAGGCAUUGGCAUCUAAGAUGCCAGGAAACCUAAAGGUAGUAUAUUUCGUAAAUUCAGGGACAGAAGCAAAUGAAUUAGCGAUGCUGAUGGCACGACUGUACAGUGGUAACCUAAAUAUGAUUGCCUUGAGGAAUGCAUAUCAUGGCGGAAGCGCUAACACAAUUGGGCUAACUGCUCUUAACACAUGGAAGUACCCUAUUCCACAGGGUGAAAUCCAUCACGUUCUGAAUCCUAACCCAUAUCGUGGAGUAUUCGGAUCUGACGCUAAACGAUAUGCUGAAGAGGUACAGGAUCACAUUGAUCAUGGUACUUCAGGAAAGGUUGCUGGUUUUAUUGCUGAGACAAUUCAGGGGGUUGGAGGAGCAGUUGAACUAGCCCCUGGAUACUUGAAGUUGGUUUAUGACAUUGUUCGCAAAGCAGGAGGUGUUUGUAUUGCUGAUGAAGUUCAAACAGGCUUUGGUCGCACAGGGAGCGACUACUGGGGUUUCCAGACACAGGGUGUGAUCCCUGAUAUAGUUACAAUGGCAAAGGGUAUUGGAAAUGGUUUGCCACUUGGAGCUGUUGUUACAACUCCAGAAAUUGCAAGUGUUAUGGCUCAAAAGAUACAAUUUAAUACAUAUGGGGGGAACCCUGUUUGCUCUGCUGGUGGACAUGCAGUACUCAGAGUUAUUGAUAAGGAACAACGUCAAAAGCAUUGUGCUGAGGUCGGCUCACACUUGAUUGGGCGGCUGAGGGAUCUACAGAAAAGACACGACAUAAUUGGAGAUGUGAGAGGCAGGGGUUUAAUGGUUGGGAUCGAACUCGUAACUGACAGAAAAGAAAAGACACCUGCCAAGGCAGAAACUGGAGUUCUCUUUGAGAAGCUUAGAGAACUAGGUGUUCUUGUAGGGAAAGGCGGUUUACAUGGAAAUGUUUUCAGAAUAAAGCCUCCCAUGUGUUUUGGCAAGGAUGAUGCAGACUUCCUAGUUGAUGCAUUGGACUAUUCAAUUUCGAAGUUGUGAAAAUCUCUCAAGAGUAGCCAGAACAUGUAUGGUUUUGAGCAAUUAAACUUGUUUUUUGUGCAGACUUCCUAGUUGAUGCAUUGGACUAUUCAAUUUCAAAGUUGUGAAAAUCUCUCAAGAGUAGCCAGAACAGAUUGUUGUGAAUUGCUCAGUUGAUUCUCCUUCAACCAAAGGACACAGCUUAUUUUCCAGUACAAUAACUAUGUAAAAGAAAGCAAGAAAUUCCUGCUAUUUUAUUCCUCACACUGUUCUACAAAAUAGAGAGGGAAGUUUGGAGGGAACAGAGGAUUAAAAUUUGCAUGGAUGCACAAUGUGGUUGACUAUUUCAGUUUAAUUAUAGUUGAAAUAAUUAGUUUCGAUGGUUGAAUGUACACUUGAACAAUAUUCUGGCUCUCUCAAAUUGUCAACUUAGUAUGUUUUGUUA